Molecule: messenger RNA, 588 nt
Organism: Rhizophagus irregularis DAOM 181602=DAOM 197198
Lineage: Eukaryota; Fungi; Glomeromycota; Glomeromycetes; Glomerales; Glomeraceae
Source: RefSeq, a predicted model, not a curated record
AUGGUUUUAAAGUAUGGUUAUGUGAUAGGCGAACAAAUUGGUAACAAGUCUGCGACUGAAGGAAAGAUAAUCACUCCCGCAAAAAUACCUGAAGUGGUUAGUUUAUCUGUGGUAAAUUCUUCAAGAUUCGUGAUCCUUGGUACUAAACCAGAAAUCCUUGAAUGGAUUCGUACACAUUCAUAUAUAAAACUUGAAGUUCAUUUGUUUGACAACGAAAAUGAAGCAUCACAUAUUCACAUCCCAGACGUAGUUGUUGAUCUUUUGCCAACAUUAGAUUCACACCAAAACAAAUCUCUUCUUGAUUAUGUUAAUAUUCUUCAUCAUCCUAAUCCUUCGGAGGAAGAAGUUCGUCUCGAAUUUCGUCCUCAAAAUCCGAAAAACGAUGAUCUUAUUGAACCCUAUUUUCGUCAUGUUGUAAAAAGGAAUUCUUCUUUUAGUGAAAUUAUUGAUGGUUUACAACAAAAAUGGGAUUCAAUUGUUUAUCCAAGUGCUUGGGAUAAUUUUAAAAAUGUUACCAGUUCUUUAACAAAUAAUGCAAAUGAUGAAAAUGUCGAUACUUCACUUGAUUCUAUUGUAGUUAAUAAAUAA